This is a messenger RNA of Rotaria socialis, 957 nucleotides long. The record is from the annotation of a GenBank genome assembly. NCBI's taxonomy places the organism in Eukaryota, Metazoa, Rotifera, Eurotatoria, Philodinida, Philodinidae.
AUGUAUAAAAAAUCAUUAGUCCGUAUUGAAACAGAAAAUCGAAGUGAUCUAAGCAAUCCGGCUUUGAAUGAUAUUAUAGCAACAAAUCAUGUAGUAAUUUCAAAGAAUACACCUAAAGAACGAUUGUCACGCGCAUGUAAAGCUGCAGCAUUAAUGAUAACUCUUGGUCUUGUUGCUAUCGGCAUUGUUAUACUUACAGUGGCUGUUGCACACUCUCGUAAUACACUUAAUGGUAUUAUAUCACGAACUGCUGAAAAAGAUUUCUCAGUAAAAGCAAAUAAUAGUCGAACACUUUUCAAAAAUCAAGAAAAUUGGACAGCAAUAACGAAUGAACAAAAAGAAAAUGAGUAUUUACCAAAAAUAACUGUCAUUUUGACAAGUAAUAAUUUACAUAUGUUAUCAACUGAAAAUGUUCAUAUGUCAUCAUCGGGAAUGAGUACAAAACAAAAUGAAAAUACAUCUCCUGAUUCACCAACGACGAAAACUCAUCCACCAUUGAGUACAAUAGUUAAUGAAGAGUCAGCUAGUUCGACUACUGCUCAAACAACAAUAUCGAAUCGAGAAUCAACUAGUUCUACUACUAGCCAAACAACAGAAGUUAAUCAAGAAACAUCACUAGUACUUACUAGUCAACAAUUUACAAGUAUGAUGACGACAACGACGACGACGACGACGACAGAAAGCGAACCAACAACUAUAAUAGAAAGUCAAGAACAUAUGGAGACAUUGUCAAAUGCUACAACAAUCAUCAUUGUGGAAAGUAAUUCAACAUUAAAUGAAGAUACUACAACGGCAAUGUUUGAAGGCACGUCAUCUACUAUUUCUACGAAUGAUCAUUUUGAUAUUCAAUCUUCAGCAGCGACUGAUAACGACGAACAGAACAGACAAGAAUCGGCUAAAAAUAAAAAAGCCGAUGCGCCUGAAGAGGACAUUAACGCCUAUACUACAUCAUCAUAA